AUGACCCGCUUCCGUUUCUACCGUCAAGGCUUGCCGUUCAACUCCGAUGAUAGCGCGGCCUGGGAGGACGUCAAGAUUCCCGGGGAGGGGGUGUUGACCGCGGUAGCCAGCAUCUUCCAGAACGCCAAUGUCCAGCAGCAGUAUAACUCGUACCGCGACGGCAGGCCGGACCUGGUCAAACUGGAAAAGAUCAGAGUGUCAAGCGAGUUGAUUGAGAACCCAGAUGCCCUCCUGGCCUGGCGGGUGUUCAAAGAGAUCUCAAAGACGUUCGUGCUCUACCCGAUGACAUUGACUUUCGCCAAGGUGCUGGGGUUUGGCGGACAGGGACUGGUGAUGAAAUAUGACCAGCUGGACGAUCGGAAGCGCGCCAUGAGAAGUGUCGCUGUCAAGAGAGGUAUCACGGAGGACGCAAAGGAAGAAAUCGAGGAUGAGCAAGAGAUGAUGAAGAACUUCGUAGGAGCCAGGCACAUCGUCCAGCUAGUCCUCCCACAGGCCGACCCCAACGCAAUGUCAUACCAGCCUGAUCCUGGCUCCCAAUCCACCCCAGGAGGCCCCAGUGGACGUAAACGCUCUCGAACCUCGAGCAGCGGUAGCGGAGGUCCUGCGGCGAAGAAAGUCAAAACUGAGGACGAGGAUAGACCUGGAGUCAUGGUCAUGGAAUGUCUCGAGAACGGCGAUUUGGCGAAUGUUAUAUGGCUCUUCGUAGAUAAGUGGGACCCCGAUGAGGCUCCCCUGCUUGGAGAGCAUACCAUUUCCCCACGCUUGAAGCUUGGCGAUUUUGGCCUGGCCAAGUUCAUCACCCCCGGCGAGAACACGGAUCAACAGUUCCAUCUGCAAUGGUACGAACAAUUUACCGUAGAGUGGGACGCCCUCGACCCCGAUACCGCGGUCAUGCCGAAGACGACGGCAGGAAACUACAGGGCGCACACUAACACCUGGGGCAUCGGCCUCGUGAUGGAGAUGCUGAUCACGAAGUGCUGGCCGGCACAGCCGCCCGUGGCCAAGAUCCUGAGCCACGGGGGCCGGGACUAUGCCACGUACGGCGCGCACCUGCUCGAGUACGACGACUUCGACUACGUCGACGAGAACCUGCGGCGCAUCAUCACGCUGUGUCUGGCGCACGACCCGACGCGGCGGCCGACGUUGGCGCAGCUGGCGGACGCGGCGUUGACACAUGGUGCGGCGAAGCCGUCGGAUCUGAUGACGGGUGAUCAGCUGAGGUUGUUGUUUGAGCCUUGA
Anthostomella pinea is the source of this 1239-nucleotide messenger RNA. The record is from the annotation of a GenBank genome assembly. NCBI's taxonomy places the organism in Eukaryota, Fungi, Ascomycota, Sordariomycetes, Xylariales, Xylariaceae.